GUUUCGUGAACAAUCCGAAUCUCAAUUCUGUCGCGACAGUUUGCCGCUUGCGUUAGUCGUUGAUGGUUCGCUUGUGAACGGCAAAAUUAGACCGCGCUCCUGUACGUAAUUUCCGUGUUUAUGUUUUGAACUUGCAGUGAAUUUACUCGAAUAGUUGGUUGAUUAGCAGCUUUUCGUAUCCUUCGGAUUAUCUUGUCCAAAGAACUAAAACAAGAUGAUGAAACACGUGCAGCUUUCUCCAUAUCGGAGCAGAGCUGAUACAGUGUCGCUUAGUUCUACAACUUCCUACGGUAGUCUCAGCCCUGAGCCGUUAGGAAGUAGGUCAUCCAGUUACUCAUCGUUGAAUGAGUCUUCUCUUCAGACCACCAUUAAAGUGUACGCAAAAUGUCUUCGACCAGAUAUCGAAUACAAGACUCUCAGCAUCACCUUCCAGACCACCUGCAAACAAGUGGUGGGCACUUUGCUAGGAAAAUACAAAAUGAAACAUCGAGAUCCGAAGCUGUUUUACUUGAGCAUGGAAGUAACCGUUAGAAAAGCGGGAGUGAGAACGCAUUUAGCGCUGGACGAUGAAGCUAGACCUGCAGUUUUACAAAGUUGUCACCCCAAAGGCGAUUCUAAGUUUUCGUUGCAAACACGCCGAGGAGGUUUAGUAAAAGUUCACGAUUCCGUUUUAAACAGCAAUUCUCAAUAUAAAUCUCUACUAAUCAGCGCAAGAACAACAGUCGACGAGCUGAUUUCACUUCUUCUCAACUGCUACAACAGCAAAGAGCGAGUUGAACAAUUCUCCAUUUAUGAAGUGAACCCGGAACGAGAACAGCAAAGAAAAUUGCAUCCAGAUGAUCGGCCACUUCAAGUGCAACAAACUUGGUUACCUUCGCAUGAAUGCCACUUUUUAAUUCGGAAAAAUCCAGACUAUCUACCUCUAUCAAGGAGAAAAAUUUUUUGGAUGUCCGAUCUACCGCCACUUCCAGCCUCCAGACUGUUCAAAGCCACCCAACCAGCGCCUCAAAACAAGAUCAACUUAUUGCAACUUUCGAAAUCUUCAACAUCUUUAGUACCUUCGAAAAAAACAGAUGAAAAGCAGAAUUCUCACCUGCAGAUAAAAGCCAAAGAAAGUGCCGAAACCAAAUAUUUAAGCACUGAAUUGAAGGUAUUUGAGAACAAUAACAAUACAGUGUCUCAGCAAAAUGGACAACCUACUUUUGGAGAUUACGAAAAUUACUUCUAUAUCUAGUUUUACGUUAGUGUGUCGACUCAUUCAAUUUUUUUGGUGCACCUGUGGCCACACUAACAUUAGGAUUUCUCGCUAAUACAGUGCUGGAUAAAUGCGAAAUUUUUACUUGGAAUACAAUACAAGUGAAAAAUAUGUAUUGUAUAAAUUUAUUUUAGAUAAAAUGAUAGCGUUAGGGAAGGUUAUUCAUACUUGCAUAACAUUCUUGUUUAGUAAACGUAUUAACUUACUGUAUAUUUUGUAUAUAAUCCUUGUGUCGUCUAGUUUUUUAUUGUGAUAUUUGCCUAGAAUUAGGAAGAUUGGAACCAAAGAGAACAUCAGUUUUUAUGUAACGUAUAAUCCUUAACGUAACCGUUUUGCUGUACUUAUAUUUGGCAGUAAUUACAUACCAUUUAAGCUAAUUUUAACCCAAGAACCAGUCCAAAUAAUAUUAAACAACUUCAAUCACUUUUCUUUCAGAAUCAGUCACAGGUGUGUGUGGUCCUGGUGUUUGAUAAAUAUAUCUUUAGACUUUUAGCGGAAAUUGAAGAUUUGAAGUGAAUAUUCUUCUAGGUUUAAGAAUUUUUCCAAAAAAUAUUUACCCUUUCCAUUGAGUUUUUUCAAUUGCCGAAACUGGUCAUUAAAAUAUGAAAUUAAAAAAGUUGAAAUCAGAAGAAUACAUAAUGACCGAGGUUUCAACUUUCUGUAUCCAGAAAAUGCCACUUUAUUCCAGCAUUUUGGUAGUUUUUUUCUUAAUAUUAAUUUUCGAAGUUCGCCACCACCUCUAAGAAUUUGCCGGUAUAUUUAUACAACAUCCAGUAUAUCCUGUCUCGUCAGAAGAUCGCUUUCGGUCCAAAUAAUAUUCGACUUAAAACCUAUUAAAAACUUUAUAAUUCACUGUUAAUUGAAUAUUCUCCUUCGAUAGGUUUUAUUGAUGUAUAUUUACGAAAGCUUUAAAUAAAUUCGAAAACUAGAAAGCAUCUUAAUGAGUUAAAUCAGUGUUAAAUAAAAUUGUAAUUUAGGACUAAUGUUAAAUGAUUCGAUUUAUUCAUGAUGUUAAAAAUUGCAGGAUCACUCAAAUUGUUAAUAUGACCAAAUUUUCCAAAUUCCGAAAAAAAAAAUUGUAAAAAAUGCAGCAAAAUUAAAUGUAUAGUGUAGUGUACCUAACGAUUUUAGGAAAAAGCUUUGAAAUAUUCAGGAAUGUUUUAUUAAUUAUAGCGAAAAUCUAAUCCGUUUUUGCAUGAGAACACCUAACUAAUAUUUAACGUGCAAUGCGAAUGUUACAGCUUCUCUUUAUAUGUUUGUGUAUGUAUAUGAAUGUAGGUAAUGUUAGUUUACUUUAUCGCAAGUACCUAAAUGUCGAUUAUAAAUGUUAAACACCAAAGAUUUAGUGUGUACCAUGUGUGUUUGUGUUUAAGGUAAUAAAUUUAAUUAAUUGAAUCAUG
This is a messenger RNA of Dendroctonus ponderosae (mountain pine beetle), 2655 nucleotides long. RefSeq lists its product as uncharacterized. The record is from RefSeq and is a predicted model, not a curated record. The transcript has 6 exons. Lineage: Eukaryota; Metazoa; Arthropoda; Insecta; Coleoptera; Curculionidae. Bases 215 to 1234 code for a protein of 339 amino acids. Gene Ontology annotation, biological process: signal transduction; positive regulation of fibroblast growth factor receptor signaling pathway; positive regulation of epidermal growth factor receptor signaling pathway.